AUGCUUGGCCCGGCUCGACGGGCCGUUCUCUUUGGUCGGUUCAACGUUGCUUGGGACUUUCCACCAGGCAUAUUUUUUAUUUUUAUCAUUCCUGUAGGUACUCUAGUGUGUCUCCGAGUUUUGGCCUUUAGUCCAUUGGUGUUAGAGUUGGUACCAUACACUGCCAUGCUUUUACUCACAUGUAUUAUCAUAGUACUUGCUGUUUUGAGCGAAUGGACAAUGAUCAGUUUGUUUCUCUGCGAUCCCGGAUUCACCGACGAUGCCGAGGGCGGGGAGGUUUAUUGUUGUCCAGUUUGUCAGCAUUACGUGCGGGGAUACGAUCAUCACUGUGGCAUUCUAGGGGUGUGUGUUGGGGAGCGGAACAUUGGGUUCUUUAUAUCCUUCUUGACAUGUGUAAGUUGUCUCAUGUGGUUGUUUGCUGGGUAUGCCAGUGUGAUGGCGCUGGCAUCGUUGAAGGAGGUAUUUGCCCAUCGCUUGCUUCGUGAAAGACUGCUGCUGCUGCUGACGAAGGAGUGGUGGUUCGCCUCGAAAAUGCGGCCUGUGACGUUUAUUCUUUUAUUUUUGUUGUGCUACGGGGCGUCUUUCACAACCCUGCUAGGCGCCGUCUAUUGGUUUCAGCUUUGGAGGGGGAUGCACUCGUUGCAGCGAAGGCGAAACACGGCGCUCCGAAUGACGAAGAAUGAUGUUUUUCGCCACAUGUGGACACCCACUUUGGCAGGAACGGCGCUGCUGAAUCGCGUCAAUGCGGAGAAACGCGUGCACGUCCAGCUGGCCGAGGAAGCCGUGUAA
Trypanosoma rangeli is the source of this 789-nucleotide messenger RNA. RefSeq lists its product as uncharacterized. Gene Ontology annotation, molecular function: protein-cysteine S-palmitoyltransferase activity. The transcript has a single exon. NCBI's taxonomy places the organism in Eukaryota, Euglenozoa, Kinetoplastea, Trypanosomatida, Trypanosomatidae. The record is from RefSeq and is a predicted model, not a curated record. Gene Ontology annotation, cellular component: endoplasmic reticulum; Golgi apparatus. Bases 1 to 789 code for a protein of 262 amino acids. Gene Ontology annotation, biological process: peptidyl-L-cysteine S-palmitoylation; protein targeting to membrane.